This is a messenger RNA of Epinephelus lanceolatus (giant grouper), 1473 nucleotides long. RefSeq lists its product as uncharacterized. Gene Ontology annotation, cellular component: nucleus. The record is from RefSeq and is a predicted model, not a curated record. NCBI's taxonomy places the organism in Eukaryota, Metazoa, Chordata, Actinopteri, Perciformes, Serranidae.
GAGAGGAGAGGGCAGUUAGACAAAGAGCCUCCAACAUUUGGACUUUAUUUACACUUUACAGAAACAGCAUGGCGAGUUUGGAGAGAAAGCGCAAAGUGAAAUUCGACCCUAUGGAAUUAGAGGUUCUGGUAGAUGAGGCCAAUAAACACUUACAUGAGCUACAGAAAAAAAACCUGAGUGUCUCACAAAGGACCGCUAUAUGGGAAGAAAUCUGUGAAAACGUAAAUGCUGUUAGUAAAACGGUACGAACAGUGCAUGAAGUGAAAAGAAGACAUCAAGACAUCAGAAGAAGAACAAAAGAAAAAUUGGCGUAUAAUAAAACGUCAGUAGAUGAGAUACCUCUGACCAAGAUUGAGGAACAGGUGCAGUUAACGUUCUGCGAGGAGCAAGUCACUGGAAUUGCUGGAUAUGACACACUGGACCUAAAAGCUGAACAAGAAUCUUCAUCAGAAGUUCAGCCAUCCCCGUCAAAUUCCCCCAGAGCAGCCGCCACCCCUGCAGAGCCUCGAAAGGGCCCAGAGGACAUUGAUCUGGAGAUGCUGCAGGAACAAAAGAAACAGUCUGCAGCCCUUCAGAAAAUUGCACGAGAGAUGCGAGCGGCGUCAUCAAUGGCACGGGCGGCCAGGCGCGACACUCAGGCCAUUGCCACGCACUGCAGACAGGUGGUCAGCGCAGUAUCUGCCCUGACGAUGGCCGUCAAUUCUGUGGCAAGAGAGAUACGGGAAGGGGUUCAGGCAUUGACUGCCCUCAAUCCAGGUGGAGAAGCGGGCCGACCAAGUCCCACAGCGACAGCUAGGCAGCCUGGGACCGCAGAGGGAGGAGAGGUGCACACGCCGGACAAGUUCCACCGGCGUAAAAGGAAACACAAAUAAUACACUCAACUGUCACGUUUAAGUUUUCUUAUACUGGCUGUGAAUAUUCAUUUUGUGUAAAACAGCCAGGGCCGGCCCAAGCCUCCGUGGAGCCCUAAGCAAAAUUUGAUUUGGGGCCCUAUAUCACUGCCAAUAAUAAUGAUUAUUGAUCAUUCACACACCUACUAUAACUUAUUUCAUGUUCUACUCUGUCAUUACAGAUACACUUGUAAAACUAGAUGUGAGAACUUUCUGUUGUAGUUAGAUUGUAAUCCACAGUGAUUAAGGGCAUGGAAGCAGACAACAGAUUUGCGGACUGGCUGAAAAAUCUUUCAAUUAAUAUUUGGCAAAGUCAGCAAGUCCCCCUACUGGCCACACAGAGAAUCAAUACAUACUGUAAAACCUCAAAGAGCAGCCCGGCAUGUUUUUCCCAUCUAUGGUUUUUAAUCUGAAAUGGUAGCAAAUUCAGCUACAAGAGCAGCCAGGGGUUGAUUUACACUUAAUAUUCAAAGUGAUAUAGUACUAAGUGGGAUACCGAAUGUCAUCUAGACCAACUAAAAGUAACAAAAUAAACCAAUCAUUUACUGUAAACACAAUCUGCUUUAUUAUUUUUUGUUUUAAA